Larimichthys crocea (large yellow croaker) is the source of this 2714-nucleotide messenger RNA. RefSeq names its product NADPH oxidase, EF-hand calcium binding domain 5 (gene nox5). Gene Ontology annotation, cellular component: NADPH oxidase complex; plasma membrane. Gene Ontology annotation, molecular function: calcium ion binding; superoxide-generating NAD(P)H oxidase activity. Lineage: Eukaryota; Metazoa; Chordata; Actinopteri; Sciaenidae. The coding region runs from base 255 to 2615 and encodes 786 amino acids. Gene Ontology annotation, biological process: superoxide anion generation; defense response. The record is from RefSeq and is a predicted model, not a curated record. The transcript has 16 exons.
AGAACACUGCGCUCUCAGGAUGCUGGGUUCCUUGUGGUUCCUUGUGGUUCUGACUGUUGAAUGAAUCAACAACAAAGACGAUGUUGGAGUAACUUUGAUUGAAGCUGGAGGACUAGACUGCCGGAGGACUUCCCAUGAUGCACUGAGCUCUUCAUUCAUCAUCAGCCUGUCAGGAAUAUUUAUAUAUUUAACAAACUGUUGUGUUGUUGUUGUCUGAAGGUUUGUGUGGUCCAGCAGCAGCACAGUCAGUCACCAUGAGUCUGGACGAAGACGCUCGUUGGCUGGAGUGGGUCACCAAACAGUUUGAGAGUAUCGCCGGGGAAGACAAGGAGAUCGACCUCGACGAGUUCAAGACCGCCCUCAAAGUCAAAGAGUCGUUCUUCGCUGAGCGGUUCUUCGCGCUCUUCGACUCGGAUGGCAGCGCCUCCAUCAGUCUGGAUGAGCUGCUCAAAGCUCUCGACCUCCUGAUCCACGGCAGCGAGACGGACAAACUCCAAUUCCUGUUCCAGGUGUAUGAUGUGGAUGGUAGCGGCUCCAUCGAUCCAGACGAGCUGCGAACAGUUUUGAAGUCGUGUCUCCGUGAGAGUGCCAUCUCUCUGCCGGAGGAGAAGCUGGACGACUUAACGCUGGCGCUGUUCGAGUCGGCCGAUAAAGACAACAGUGGCGCCAUCACUUUUGAGGAGCUCAAGGCUGAGCUGGAGACAUUCCCCGAGGUUAUGGAGAACCUCACUAUCAGUGCUGCUAACUGGUUGAAGCCUCCUGACCUGGAUGAGAAGAAGCAUCACGCUCCUCGGUACCUGACCCGGGCGUACUGGCACAAUAACAGCAGGAAGCUUCUCUUCCUGUGUUUGUACGCCUGCCUCAGCCUGCUGCUCUUCAUCGGGGCCAUGCUACAGCACAGUCAUGGAGGAGCCUGGUAUAUGGUGGCCAAAGGCUGUGGACAGUGUCUCAACUUCAACUGCACCUUCAUCAUGGUGCUGAUGCUGCGUCGCUGUCUAACUUGGCUCAGGGCCACGUGGGUGGUCCGGGUCUUACCUCUGGACCAGAACAUCUUGCUGCAUCAGAUAGUCGGCUACGCCAUCCUCUUCUACACACUGGUUCACACCACCGCUCACGUCUUCAACUUCGCACAGAUGUCGAACAUCAGUGGCUUCAGUCUGUGGGAGUACCUGCUGACCACGAGGCCGGGCAUCGGCUGGGUGAAGGGGACGGCCUCAGUGACCGGGGUCGUCCUGCAGGUCAUGAUCUGCCUCAUGGUGCUCUGCUCCAGCACCUUCGUACGACGCAGUGGACAUUUUGAAGUGUUCUACUGGUCUCACCUGUCCUACAUCUGGGUCUGGUCUCUGCUGAUGGUCCACUGUGCAAACUUCUGGAAGUGGUUUGUGGUUCCUGGUCUGGUCUUCCUGUUGGAGAAGAUCGUUGGAAUCGCCGUUUCUCGAAUGGGAGGUCUUUACAUCGUGGAGGUCAACCUACUGCCGUCCAAGGUGACUCACCUGGUGAUCAAGCGUCCUCAGUUCUUCCAUUUCAAACCUGGAGAUUACGUCUACAUCAACAUCCCGCUGAUCGCCAAGUACGAGUGGCAUCCGUUCACUAUCAGCAGUGCGCCCGAGCAGUCAGACUCUCUGUGGCUCCACAUCCGCUCGAUGGGUCAGUGGACGAACCGCCUGUACGAGAACUUCAGACAACCUGAGAAUCCGACCGUCAGCCCCAAGAGGCUCGCCACGAGCCUGAGGAACCACCGGCAGCUGAUGAAGGCCAAGGAGGACUUGUUCAGCUCCACAAACCGUAACGGAGCAGUCGCCUCGAACGAGGACGACGCCAUUGAGCUGAUGAUGUACCGUCAGAGCAGCUGCCGGUCCGACACAGCGUCGUGCUCGGCAUCGGCGUCUGGAUCUCAAGGUCCAGACGAGCCUCCUUCAGAUGAGCUGGCAGAGCGAGGCGAGGUUCCUCCGCUCAGAGAGGUUUCUGCAAAGUUUGGAGAGGAUCAUCAAUUCUGCAACAUCAAGUGUUACGUUGAUGGACCGUACGGGACUCCCACCAGACAGAUCUUUGCCUCAGAGCAUGCAGUUCUGAUCGGGGCCGGUAUCGGCAUCACGCCAUUUGCCUCCAUCCUGCAGAGCAUCAUGUACCGAUACCGCCGGAGGAAGCAGAACUGUCCGAACUGUAACUACUCAUGGUGUGAGAACAUUAAAGACUCAGACAUGAAGCUCCGAAAAGUUGACUUCAUCUGGAUCAACCGGGACCAGAAGUCCUUCGAGUGGUUUGUCAGUUUACUGACCAAACUGGAGAUGGACCAGGCCGACGAGGAGCCUGAAGGUCGCUUCCUGGAGAUGCACAUGUACAUGACGUCAGCACUCAGCAAGAACGACAUGAAGGCCAUCGGCCUACAGAUGGCGCUGGACCUUCUGGCCAAAAAGGAGAAGAGAGACUCCAUCACCGGGCUGAGGACCAGAACCCAGCCGGGACGACCCGAGUGGGGGAAGGUGUUUCAGAAGGUGUCCGAGGAGAAGAAGGGGAAGGUUCACGUGUUUUAUUGCGGCUCUCCGGCUCUCGCUAAAGUCAUCAAAGCUCAGUGUGAAAACUUCGGCUUCAACUUCUACAAAGAAAACUUCUGAGUGUGUGUGUGUGUGUGUGCGCGUGUGUGUGUGCAGGGCCGGUCCUAGCUAUGGGCAAUGUGGGCGGCCGCCCAGGGCGCAUUCUCCGUGGGGGGCGCA